AAAAAGGCAGAAGGAUGUAGCAGCGGUACCCUGACCAGGAGCCUGGAUCCCAUCAGGCGAGAACUGCUUCCUUGUCGCUGGGGAGGAAAAGGAUCUUCCUGGUUAAGGAUAUCGGGUUUCCUGGGGAUAUGAAAGGAACUGAUCUUUAGGAACUAGCUGACGCUGAUCAUCCAAGGAGGAGACAGAUUUGGAAACCUUUGCUCAGGCUCACCUGCUUUUGCUUUUUGGAUGCCUGUUCUUAAAAAAGGAAACCCUGAAUAUGUGCCCCCACACUAGGGAUAGGUUUGUCCGCUGCCACCCCACCAAUGGCAAGAUGACUAGGCCAUGCAGCGCACGGUUAUGACACCAUGAAGAGUUACCAUGGGGAGCGCAGCCAGUCACGAGAACACCCCUGCCACUGCGUCCCGGAGGCCUGCGACCAGCCGAUGGAAUACGUCCACCAUAGCCAGGAGUCUCGCCAGCCAUACCUCCUCAGCCCCAGCGAGCCUUGUUCCCUGGACCACUACUGCCCAUCGCGGGGCUCUGCCGAGGCCCCGCUCAGCCUAACGGAGCCCCUCUCAGCCGCCAGCAGCAGCAGCACCUUCCCUAGGAUGCACCACACGCCACAGCAGUACGACUCCUGCGACGAGUGCAUGGCGGCCGCCCACCCUUCCGGCAAGAUCAACCGGCUGCCCCCGACCCUCCUCGACCAGUUUGAGAAGCAGCUGCCCCUGCACCACGACGGCUUCCACACCCUGCAGUACCAGCGGGCCAGCAGCACGGAGCAGCCGCGGAGCGAGAGCCCCAGCCGCAUCCGCCACCUCGUCCACUCGGUCCAGAAGCUCUUUGCCAAGUCGCACUCCCUGGAGGCCCCCUCCAAGCGCGAGUACAACGGCACCAAGAUGGAAGGCCGGGGGGGCGAGGGAGGGUACCACCACCACCACCCUCACCACCACCACCGCCAGUCGCGCCACGGCAAGCGCAGCAAGAGCAAGGACCGCAAGCCGGACUCCUCCUCCUCCUCCUCCCGCCACCGGAACAAGAUGAUGGGCUGGUGGAGCUCCGAUGACAACCUGGACAGCGACAGCAGCUACAUGGUGUCUGGGAGGCAGCACGCCAUCGACCAAGCCACCCAGUACUGCGUGGACACCCCUGAAAGUGCCUUCAGAGACUUGACCUUGAAGAGUCUGAAGAGCGGAGGUGGGGAGGGCAAGUGCUUGGCUUGCGCGGGAAUGUCCAUGUCCCUCGAUGGCCAGACGCUCAAGCGGAGCUCCUGGCAUACCAUGACCGUCAGCCAAGCGCGGGAGGCCUACCCCAGCUCGGGAGGAGGCCCGGAGAAAGCCUUGAUGCUCCAGGAGGCCAAGGCCAAGGACCGAUCCUAUCAUUAUCUUCAGGUACCCCAAGAUGAUUGGGGAGGAUAUCCAGCAUCAGGGAAGGAUGGAGAGAUACCCUGUCGACGGAUGCGGAGUGGCAGCUAUAUCAAGGCCAUGGGAGACGAUGACAGUGGGGACUCGGAUACCAGCACCAAGGUGUCUCCCAAGGGGGUGACCCGGCGUGAGGGGUACCGUCGUUCCUCCAGUGUAGACCAGGCCAGAACCAACUGCUGCACGUCACCCCGAAUCCGGCCACGGGGACAAGGGUAUGGACGUUCCUUUACCACCGGGCAGAUUAAUGAUGAGUUGAACCACCAGUUUGAGGCUGUGUGUGAGUCUGUCUUCGGAGAGGUGGAGUCGCAGGCUGUCGAAGCCUUAGACCUGCCCGGUUGCUUCCGCAUGCGCAGCCAUAGCUACCUGAGAGCCAUCCAGGCCGGCUGCUCCCAGGACGAUGACUGCCUCUCUCUCUUUACCAUGGCAACCACCACCCACCAGCCUGGCCAGCCCCUCACCAGCAGCAUUCUCAAGCCAAGCACCUCCUUUAGUUACAGGAAAGCUCCCCCUCCCCUCCCUUCAGGAAUGAAAGCCAAGCCCCUCAUUUCUGUGACGACGCAAAGCAGCUCUGAGUCCGCCCAUGACAGCUUCCUGCCCAGGGAGGUCAAAAGGAGUCCGUCGUGGUCCAAAGAGGCCGCCAAGCGCUGCAACUCCACAGAGAGCCUAGAAAGCACCAAGAUCACUGCCAUGUCCCUGGACUUGCCUUCAAUCCAACCCAGGACUGCCCCCAACCCCUCCACCCUCAUCAUCAGGACGAUUCCGGGGAGGGAGGAGCUGAGAAGUUUGGCUCGUCAGAGGAAAUGGCGCCCAUCUAUCGGAGUUCAGGUGGAAACCAUAUCCGAUUCAGACACAGAAAGCAGGAGCCGCAGAGAGUUCCACUCCAUCGGGGUGCAAGUAGAAGAAGAUAAAAGGCGCGCUCGGUUCAAGCGGUCCAACAGUGUGACGGCCGGCGUGCAGGCUGACCUGGAGCUGGAGGGUUUGGCAGGGCUGACGGUGGCGACAGAGGACAAGGCCCUUCAGUUCGGGCGCUCCUUCCAGCGGCAUUCCUCGGAGCCGGAGUCCACGCGGCAAUACUCGGUGUACAAGACGGUGCACACGCAAGGGCAGUGGGCCUACCGGGAAGACUACCAGAUGCAGUACGACACCGUGGAAGUGCCGCGCCAGGAUUCCUGGAUGGACAGGGGGUCGCGCAGCCUGCCCGAUUCUGGCCGAGCAUCGCCCUGCCACCGGGACGGCGAAUGGUUCAUUAAGCUGUUGCAGGCGGAGGUGGAGAAAAUGGAAGGCUGGUGCCAGCAGAUGGAACUGGAGGCUGAAGAUUAUGAUCUGCCGGAAGAGAUCCUUGAGAAGAUCCGCAGUGCGGUGGGCAGUGCCCAGCUCCUGAUGUCACAGAAAGUCCAGCAGUUUUACCGACUCUGCCAGCAGAACAUGGACCCCAAUGCUUUCCCCAUGCCCACUUUCCAGGACCUGGCUGGAUUCUGGGACCUCCUGCAGCUCUCCAUUGAGGAUGUCAGCAUGAAGUUUGCUGAACUUCACCAGCUCAAAGCCAAUGGGUGGAAACCCAUUGAGCCCAAGGAGGAAAAGAAGGUGCCUCCGCCAAUACCAAAGAAGCCGCCACGCUCCCGGCUGCACCCAGUGAAGGACCGGUCCCUGGACUCUGUGGACCGGCAGAGGCAGGAGGCCCGCAAGAGGCUUCUGGCGGCCAAGAGGGCUGCCUCCUUCCGCCAGAGCUCAGCCACCGAAAGUGCAGACAGCAUUGAGAUCUACAUCCCUGAGGCCCAGACCAGACUGUGAGGGCAGGGGCCGCUUUUCAAACCAUCCUGUACGUGCAGAAGACACAGCACCACUGUGAUCUGUGUCCCAUCAUUUCCCCAGGGAGGGCAACUCUAAGCCUCAUCACAAUCUCUGAAUUUUUUAACAAGAACUUCUACAAUCCAUGGACCUGAAGCCAGACAGAUGUGAAAACUGGCCUCCUUCGCUCGUCACUCUUAUAGCAAGAUGUGGCGGUUGCCAGCCUUCACCGGUUGCUCUCCUCUGGUCCAUCUAGACCGGAACCUUUCCCCCUUCUAUUCCUCCGAUUCUCUUCUUAUAUAACCUUUGCCCCCUGCUCCCAUUGGUGGGCAUUUCCACCACCACGACCCCUUAACCCGCCCCCUUUCCAUGAGCUUUUUUCACUGUCCUGCAGGCUCGGGGCCCCCAUCAACAACCCCGUCACUCCACAUCCGCGGAUUUGAGGCCCAUCAAUAUUUAUAUUAUAAAUAUUAUAUGUAUAUGUACUUCUAUAAAUAUAACCGAAGGGCAGAAACUGCCCAAGACCACAGCUGUGUUUCUGAUGGCGAGAGCCUUCUCGUCUCCUCAGGAGACCCCGUCCCGUCCCGUGUCAGCAGCCUGAGUCCCCGCCCUACAUGCACAAAACAUACUAAGAUCUCCCCCACCACCGACACAUACACACAAAUACACAAGUUGGAUCAAGCAAGGGAGAUAGCUGGAGGGAUGGGUGGACACCACCAUAUCUGUCAGCCCCAGAAUCUUGGCUGAAGGUCUGCUGGUCGACAAACAUUUGGUGGAACUGGUUCUGUGAGGAGUGGCGCAUCUAUAACUUCCUGAGUCUUGGAAGCCGAUGCUCCUGAUGAGGGAUUCUUUAAAAAUAGCAUUGGCUGUGCUCUUCUGUGGUGGUACCACUCAAAUGACCAAUGACUCAUUCUCUUGCAUCAGCAAGAGCACAAUUCCCAAGACUCAGGAAGUUAUAAUUCCACUCUGCACAGGAUGUCAGGGAGUCGUCUUGUAUAGAAUUAUGGGUUUUACAGCUCAAGGAGGAUAAUGAAAGCCAGAUUCAGAGAAGAGCUACACCUAUGAGAAAGGAUCUUCUAGGAGCCAAAUUGUCUGAUGAGGGGGGAAUCA
Molecule: messenger RNA, 4304 nt
Organism: Lacerta agilis (Sand lizard)
Lineage: Eukaryota; Metazoa; Chordata; Lepidosauria; Squamata; Lacertidae
Gene: DLGAP3
Product: DLG associated protein 3
Exons: 13
Coding region: 348-3197 (949 amino acids)
Biological process (GO): signaling
Cellular component (GO): glutamatergic synapse; postsynaptic specialization
Molecular function (GO): molecular adaptor activity
Source: RefSeq, a predicted model, not a curated record